AUGAAGGCUUUUGCCUACAUUGCCGCCUCCGUGGGUGUGGCUGCGGCAACCUUUCAAGGUCCGCAGGAGCCAGACACGGUCCAGGGGGCAUUCAUUUAUGAAUUUGAAGAUGGUUACACCAUGUCCGAGUUCCAAUCUUCCUUUGGCGAAGACAUCACCGUUCGCAAGUCUUUCGACUCGGACAUCUUUCGCGGUGCCUCUAUCCAAUUCAAGAACGAUACCAACGUUGAGCAAGCCAUGUUGCAAAUCUCACAGUCUACCAAGGUCAAGAACUCAUGGCCUGUUCACAAAUUCUACGUUCCCGAAACCCAAGCAGACAACGCCGAUGGACCAUUCAAGUUGAAGGGCAAGCUUGGUACUCGCAGCGCGCAAGGCAGCCCUGACUCCCACGUGGACAUGAUUACUGGUUCGGAUGACACUUCUGCAGAUCCUCCACAUAGAAUGAUGCAGGUUGACCAGCUUCAUAAGAAAGGUCUGACUGGUAAGGGAAUCAAGGUUGCUGUCAUCGACACUGGUGUCGACUAUAAGCAUCCUGCUCUUGGUGGCUGCUUUGGCCCCAACUGCUUGGUUUCCUUUGGCUAUGAUCUUGUUGGUGAUGACUACUGGGGUGGUAACGAGGCUGUUCCUGAUAGUGAUCCUAUGGAUUGUGACGGCCACGGAACUCAUGUCUCCGGCAUUAUUGCAGCCCAAAAGAACCCAGCGGGCUUUAUCGGUGUUGCUCCCGGAGCUACGCUCGGUCACUACAAGGUGUUUGGUUGCCAAGGAUACACUACCACUGAGGUACUUAUGGAGGCUUCUAUUUUGGCCUCCCGAGAGAAGCCCGAUAUCAUCUCAACUUCGAUUGGCAGCUUUGGCAACUGGCCCGAUGCUUGGGCUGUUCUGAUGAACCGUCUUGCCGACCAGGGCAUCAUGUCCACUGUCGCAAAUGGCAAUGCCGGGUUUGUCGGUGCUCUUGGGACUAACCCGAUGGCUCUUGGGGACAAGCUCCUGGGAGUUGCAUCGUUCAACAACAUAGAAACACCCGCUGUGUACCAUGUUGGCAAAGUCGGCGCUGAGGGUUCCGAAAUGGCAAACUUUUCUCACGCCGUCUCGUGGCCUGUGGGUGGAUGGGACGGCAAACCCGGGCCUCUGGUUGCUCUCUAUCACGACGUCUCUACUCCUAAGCAGGCCUGCGACCCUUUGCCGAAUGACACUCCCGGCCUGAAAGGGAAGAUUGUUCUCGUUGGUUUGGGUGGCUGCCACCCUUACUACAAGGCUGUAAACAUCGCCGCAAAAGGCGGCUCGCACAUUAUCUUCUACAGCGCCACGGAUUCCUUCCGUCCUGUAUGGGCUGCGGCUGAUGGUAUUAAAGGCGCUACGGUCAUCUCGGCCAAAGAUGGCAUGAUGUGGACUGAGGCUCUGAAGAAUGGUGCCAAGGUCAUGGCCACUGUCAUGCACCCAAAGGACGCUUCUCUCAUCUUCCAGACGUCGCCCAACAAGAUCAGCGGCGGAGCUCCUAGCACCUUUACGUCCUGGGGUCCUACUUUGGAUAUGCAGUUUUCACCUGACAUUGCCGGUCCUGGUGGCAACAUUCUGUCUACAAUUCCCACGGUUGAUGGUAGUUAUGAAGUCUUUUCGGGCACCUCCAUGGCUACUCCCAUGAUUGCUGGCGUUUUAGCGCUUAUGAAAGAGGGUCGCCAGGGAAAGCUUGAUGUUAAGCUAGCCAGGCAGCUUUUGGCCAUUACUGGCAAGCCACACAUGUUCAACAAUGGAAAGACGCAGAUGGACCGACUGGCUCCUGUAGCUCAGCAAGGACCAGGUAUGGCUCAAGCUUUCGAUGCUACUUUUACCAAGUCUCUGGUCUACCCAUACUCUCUAUCCUUCAACGACACCACGCACAAGCCCUCCAACUUUACGUUGAAGAUUUCCAACACUGGUUCCACAAAGGUCGAGUACAACAUUGGCCAAGUUGCCGCUUCCUCCAUCUACCUCCUAGCCAAGGAUGCCCGCUCGACCGAUGUCUUUCCUCAUGAACACUUCAAGUCUACCACUGAACUUCAGCUGAGCCAGAAGAAAAUUACGGUUGAGCCAGGCAAGGUUGGUGAGGUGCAGGUCAGUAUUACCAGCUCCAUGGCCGACGAGCUCCGACGUGUGCCCUACCACUCGGGCUACGUGACCAUCAACGGAACUGAUGGCUCUGCUCUUUCAGUGCCGUACCAACACGUUGGAACCGAGUUCCAGUCUAUUCCAGCCAUGCCAGCUGGUUCCACUGAAAUUUGGAACUCGACGGACUGGGAAGCAGGCCCAAUUAAGACGCCCACCCACUUUAUACUCCCCAAACAGGGUACGGCCCAGUGGGGAGACGAGGUGCCCUUCCUUAGGUCGGGGUUGAUCCUUGGCACCCGUUAUUUGGACAUGCGUGUCAUUGACGUCAAAACCAACGCAAAUAUAGGAUCAGUUGCCAUGCUUCCUGAGAAGAAUAUUCCUCGCUUCUUUGCUUGGUACAUGUGGGAUGGUGCUCUAGCGGAUGGAAGCUACGUACCCGAGGGUCGCUACAAGAUCACCGCUCGAGGACUUCGCGUUUUCGGCGAUCCCAAGAACCCCAAGCAUUGGGACUCGGACACUAGCUUGGAGCUUUCCAUCUCGUACAAGAAGUAG
Messenger RNA from [Torrubiella] hemipterigena, 2637 nucleotides. The record is from the annotation of a GenBank genome assembly. Lineage: Eukaryota; Fungi; Ascomycota; Sordariomycetes; Hypocreales; Clavicipitaceae.